Molecule: messenger RNA, 999 nt
Organism: Effrenium voratum
Lineage: Eukaryota; Dinophyceae; Suessiales; Symbiodiniaceae
Source: the annotation of a GenBank genome assembly
AUGGAGGCGCCCAAGCUGGAGCUGCCGGAUUUCGGGGUCGGCGCCUGGGCCUGGGGCGACAAGCUCUUUUGGGGCUACGACGAGAAGCAGGACCAGGACAUCCGCGCAGGUUUCGACGCCUGCGUCACCGGGGGCGUCAGACUCUUUGACACGGCAGAGCUUUAUGGCCCCGGCCGAAGCGAGGAGCUCCUGGGCCAGUUCCUGCGGGAGUCAGGUGCCAAGGAUGUACAGGUGGCGACCAAGUUCGCGGCCUUUCCCUGGAAGUUGGAUCGGCAGGACGUCGUGAAGGCGUGCAAGGGCUCGCUGGAGCGCUUGGGCACGGACUCCAUCGAUCUCUACCAGAUCCAUUUCCCUUCGGUGUGGAAGAAUGAGGUCUUCUGGGACGGCCUUGGGGAUUGCUUUGAGCAGGGCCUCGUGAAAGCCGUGGGCGUCUCCAACUACGGCAGCGCGGCGGUGCGCGCCAUCAGCAAGACGUUGGGAGAGCGAGGCAUCCCGCUGAGCUCCAACCAGAUCCAAUACUCUUUGCUCUACCGCUACCCGGAGCUGAACGGCAUGAAGGCCACCUGUGACGAGCUGGGCGUGAAGAUCUUGGCCUACAGCCCUUUGGCGCUAGGCGCCCUCACGGGGAAGUGGACCUCCGAGUCCCCGCCCAAGGGGCCCCGGGCGGCCUUGGCCGAGAAGUUGUUGAAAGACUCCAAUUGGUCCACGCUGUUGGCGGCCAUGAAGGAUGUGGCCAGUCAGCAUGGGGACAAGACCACCCUCUCCCAGGUGGCUAUUGCCUGGACCAUGGCCAAGGGGACCAUUCCCAUCCCCGGGGUCCGCAACGUGCGGCAGGCAGAGGACAACUUGGGCGCCAGAAGGCUGAAGCUCUCGGCGAACGAGCUGCAAGCCCUGGACGCGGCGGCCGCCAAGGUCACUGGCUUCCUCGCCCCCGACGCGAGCCCCUUCAAGUCUUUGAGCCAGUCCUUGGACACCAAGCAGGCCAUGUACGAGGCAUAG